Cercospora beticola is the source of this 510-nucleotide messenger RNA. RefSeq lists its product as uncharacterized. The record is from RefSeq and is a predicted model, not a curated record. Lineage: Eukaryota; Fungi; Ascomycota; Dothideomycetes; Mycosphaerellales; Mycosphaerellaceae.
CUGCUCUCACAUCAUUGCCCCUCCUUCACAACAACACUUUUUAAACUCUCACAACAACAAUCUCUCAAGCUCGAUCAAAUACCAAUUGAACAUCUUCAAUCCAAACCCAACCCAAACGACACGAACCACACAUCCACUUCAAUCAUGUCUGCACCAAACCAAGGCCGUCAGUCCCCAGACCCAGAGCGUCAAUCUGGCGCACAGCAGAAGGAUGUCCCAGCUGGAGAUGUCAACAACCAGGGCCAGAACCAACCUGGUCAGCAAGCUGCCGAGCAGAGCAAAGAUCAAUUGAAGAAUUUGGGAUCGAACCCAGGUGGACCUUUGGAUAAGGCUGCGGAGGAGAAGACGAAACACAGCUAGAUCACUUGCUGAAGGAAAUUGGUCGUGGAGCAAGAACGAUACUAGGUACGGCAUGAGGGCAUGAAUUUGAGGCGAAGCGCAAAGCCGCUCGAAUGUAAAGUGUAGAUGAUGAUCAUGAAUGCACAAGGUCUCUAGUGAGACUUCUCCUGA